AUGUACAGUUUUUUUAAUGAAACUCCAGAACAUAUUCAUGAAUUAUUUAAACAAGUUCCAUCACCAAAAAAAUUAGCUUAUAAUGUUGAAGUUCCAAAUAGUAAAACAAAAGGGUUCUCAUCAGUUUAUAGAAAUUCUUACGAUCCACAAAAUUUAAUUACUGAUUUACAUCCAUCAAUUGAAUCAUUGUACGAUACUUUUGAAAUUUCAUGUCAAAUAAAUGGUAAAAAACCAUGUUUAGGUAAACGUGAAAAAUUAGCGGAUGGCUCAUUUGGUGGUUAUACUUUUGAUGAUUAUAAUACCGUUCGCCAAAGAAGAAAUAAUUUAGGAAGUGGAGUUUUUUAUAUUCUUACCAAUAAUCCAUAUAAAACAGAUUCAGAAGCUCAUUCAAAGAUCAAAUAUGAUCCAACCACAAAAGAAUCAUUUAUUUUGACAAUUUUUUCCCAUAAUCGUCCAGAAUGGGCUUUAUGUGAUUUAACUAGCGCUGCUUAUUCAAUUACGAAUACUGCAUUAUAUGAUACACUUGGUCCAGAUGCAAGUAAAUAUAUUUUAGGACUUACCGAAUCACCAAUUAUAAUAUGUUCAAAAGAAAAAAUUGAAACAUUAAUCAAUUUGAAAAAGAAUAGUGAAGAAUUAUCAAAUUUAAUUUCAUUAGUUUCUAUGGAUCCUUUAGAUGAUGAUUAUAUAUUGAGAAAAUUAGCUCAUGAAGCAAAAAUUACUUUAUAUGAUUUAGGUGAAGUUGAAAAAUUGGGGGAAAUUAAUGCAUUACCACCAAUCCCACCAAAAAAAGAUUCAUUAUUUACAAUUUCAUUUACAUCUGGUACUACAGGUAAUCCAAAAGGUGUCAUGUUAACUCAACAAAAUUUAAUUGCAUCAUUGAUUUCUCAUUUGAGUGGUUUAGGUUAUCAAGAAAAUGGUACACAUUAUUCAUUCUUACCUUUGGCUCAUAUUUAUGAAAGAUGUGUUAUUCAAUGGGCUAUGAUGUGUGGUAUGAAGGUUGGUUUCCCACAAGGACCAUCACCAUUAACUUUGAUUGAAGAUAUUCAAAUUUUACAACCAACUUGUUUAAGUUUAGUUCCAAGAGUUUUAACAAAAUUAGAAGCUGCAAUUAAAUCACAAACAAUUCAUUCUGAUAAACCAUGGUUAGCUGCAUUAUUUAAUAGAGCAAUUAAUGAAAAGAUUAGAUUACAAAAACAAAAUGAUUUUGAAAAUCCUUCACAUUUAAUUUAUGAUAGAUUAUUUAAUGCAUUGAAAAAGAAAUUGGGUAUGUCCAAAGUUGUUUAUAUGACUACUGGUUCAGCUCCAUUAUCUCCUUCGACAUUUGAAUUUUUACAAGCUGUUUUAAAUAUUCCAAAUGGUAUUUAUUCUGGUUAUGGUAUGACUGAAACUGUUUCAGGUAUGGCUGUUGGACCACCAAAUGCAACUAAAUUAUCAGUAGGUCCAGUUGCUACAACUGUUGAAGUUAAACUUCGUGACAUUCCAGAUAUGAAUUAUUCAAGUUCAGAUGAAGUUGGACCAAGAGGUGAAAUUUUAUUAAGAGGAGCACAAAUUUUUGGUGGUUAUUAUAAAAAUGAUGAGGAAACAAAGAAAUCAUUUGAUGAAGAUGGUUGGUUUUAUACUGGUGAUGUUGCUCAUAUUAAUCCAGAUGAUGGAAAUAGAUUAUAUAUUAUUGAUAGAGUUAAAAAUUUUUAUAAAUUAGCACAAGGUGAAUAUGUAAGUCCAGAAAAAAUCGAAGGUUUAUAUUUAUCACAAUUUCCAUAUGUUCAACAAUUGUAUGUUCAUGGUGAUUCGUUACAAACGUUUUUGGUUGGUAUUGUUGGUUUAGAUGUUACUACUAUCCCGCAAUAUAUAAUGAGAAGAUUCAAAGAUAAAAUCAAUGAUAAAGAUGAUAUUGUCAAAUUUUUCAGUGACACAAAAAAUAAGAAAAUCUUUUUAAAUGAUAUGAAUAAAGCAAUUGCUAACCAAUUGCAAGGCUUUGAGAAAUUACAUAAUAUAGAUAUAAAAUUUGAUCCAUUAACUGUCGAGGAUAAUGUUAUAACACCAACUAUGAAAAUUAAAAGACCAGUUGCCUCAAAAUUCUUUAAAGAAAGUUUGGAUAAAAUGUAUGAAGAAGGUUCAUUGAUUAAAAAUGGUAAUUUGUAAUUUAAUUUAUUUAUAGAAUUAGAAUGUACAAUGCUAGACUUUUUAUUUUGAUGCAAAAGAAAACUAUUCUGUAUACUUUUGAUUCAAUUGAAAUAUAUCAACUAUGGCAUGAUCUCGGAAUUAUAGAAUGAAACGAGUAACAUCAAAGCAAAUAGCAUACUAAAAUUGUGCUCUGAUAGUAGAAAUGCUUUUGUAUUUGCUUGAAUUUCGCUAAAGCACAUUUAAGCGCAAAUGGGAUCUGUUAAGCACGAUUUAAGAUUUAGAUCUGGCUGGAUACUGAGAUACGAGAUCUUACACAAACAAAAAUAUAUUGAGCGCGCACAAAAGAAAACAAAAACAAAAACACCCUUCUUUUUGGUAAUUUUCAGUAAGCUAUGCUGGGCCCAAUUUUAGAGCAAAGCACACAUUUCUUGGUACCAUUCGAAAGGGAAAACGUUGACCAAUCUUAGUAUAAACUACCAAUUGUAAAAGAUUGAAAUUUCUUUAGAAUUAUACUAAAUAUGGUAAUAACGACUACCUUAGCAUAAAUAAGAUAAACUAACCAACUCUUUACCAAACCAACUUGUUUGAGUUUUUAAAAGGGUUUAAAAUUUUGAUCAAAAUUCUAGGAAUUUUGCUCUGGCAGUUGCUAAAACGAGAUAUUUUUACUAAAUGUUGGCAUCUUUUUUUUUUUUAUUUUUUAUUUUUUUUUUUCGUAUCAAAUGUCGGAUUAGAUUUAGAGACUCUUAAAUUAUGUUCCUACUUUGCUUAAAUGGUGCUAAAAUUUUUGUAUCUGGUAAAAUCUUGAAAUGAAAAUUUCGAUGCUAGCGAAAGAUAUGUUAGACAUGCUCGAAUUAAACCUUUAGAGAUCAGCUUAAUGGCGCAGUUUGGUUAGCGCGCGAGGCUCAUAACCUUGAGGUCAUUGGAUCGAAGCCAAUUUAAGCUAUUAUUUUUUGUUUUCCUCGUCAACCGUUUAGUUUACAUUUUUUGUCGGCCUGAUUUCGCGCGAUUUUUUAAAUUUGGGUCCAAUUUAUUAUUUAUUGAUACGAUAAGAAACAUUUUUGUCGAUCAAUACGCGGGGUCAAUUUUAGAUAAACCUUUUUAUAUAUUAGUAGUACUGAAACUGAUCAUCCAUUAGAGGUUAACUACAUAGAAAAGAUCAUAUUGCUGAUGUUAAAUUAGAUGGGAAAGGAGUUGAAAAGAUUGAUUUAGUUGAUAAGAUUGCACCAGUUUGUAAUAACGUCAAAAUUGAUAGUUCAUUAAGAGAAGCAAAAGAUACUAAAGAAGUAGUUAAAGCUAAAAAAGAGUUUGAAGAUCACGAAUAUCCUUGUCUAUUAUUACCUCCAUCUGAUUCAGGAAAAAAUGAUACUCCUACAAACGAUGAUGAUUAAAAGUAGGAGAUGAAAUUAAGAUUGAUCCAAUUUCAAAAUCCACUAAACCAUUAUAUAAGGUGAGAACUGUUGAACAACACUUAUUGAAAGAUAAUUCAAAUGAGCAAGAAAAUAGAGAAGCUAAAGACAGAGAUAUAAUUGUUGAUGUUGGAAAGAAAUUUGAAACUUUAAUUAUAAUUCAUUUAGCUAAUGAUGAAGAAUUCGACGAUCUUGAAAAGAAAGUAGAAAUUAAAAAUUAUGAUGAUAUUCAAGUUAAAACUGAGUCUGGUGCUCAAAUUAAUGAUGAUGAUACAAAUGUUGAUCCUAAACAUGUUGAAGAUUAA
Insectozyma verbasci is the source of this 3835-nucleotide messenger RNA. Lineage: Eukaryota; Fungi; Ascomycota; Pichiomycetes; Serinales; Debaryomycetaceae. The record is from the annotation of a GenBank genome assembly.